Centruroides sculpturatus (bark scorpion) is the source of this 4483-nucleotide messenger RNA. RefSeq lists its product as uncharacterized. The coding region runs from base 236 to 3997 and encodes 1253 amino acids. Lineage: Eukaryota; Metazoa; Arthropoda; Arachnida; Scorpiones; Buthidae. The record is from RefSeq and is a predicted model, not a curated record. The transcript has 37 exons.
GUCUGGAGGAUUUUGGUUCACGAUUUCCAUUCCGUCAGAGGAAUAUGAAAGAAAUUUAAAUAAUAUCAAAUUAGAAAAAGAUUUUAAAGAUGUUGAAGACAAUUUAAUAUCAGAUGGAAUCGAAGAUAAAAAGGAGGAAGAUGAAGAAGAAGCCGAAGAAGAGAAGAAAGAUGAUGGAAAUAUUUCUUCAUCUGUAGAAGAUUUAAAGAAACAAAAACCAAGAAAAUCUACUGUUAUGUUUAUGGAUAACUCUUCUGAAUAUUCGGAAGAAAGAGAAUCAUUUCAUGAAGUAGAUUUAAAUGGUGAAACAUUGUUUAAGCGAUUAAGAGAUGCUCUGGAAAUUUUGGGAAUCGAUGAUGCUAUAUGGAUCGCGAGUGAGGAUAAAAAUUAUUAUCACGUUUAUUUUCCUUGCGAACCUGGGGUAAGAUGCGAUUAUGUUUUGGAUACUCUUGCAGAAAGAGAGAUUGGAAUGAAGGCAAAAUCUAGUUUAGGAAUCAUACCCUGUGCUGUAUUUUAUCGUGACGUGGAAACUGAAGUAAAAACACCGAUAUAUGAAGAAGAGGAAGAUAGCGAAGAUGCUGGAGGAACGAAAACAAAACCUGAUAUUAAAAAAUCAUUGAAAGAAGGUAUACGAAAUAUGCAAAGACAAUUUUUAAAAUCUGUAACUGCUCGUUUAACUGUAGCACAGGUAGUUGAAGGUGUUCGUGCAAAUGCCAUGCUAACUUUUGACUUUAUGAUGUUUACAGUCUUGGCAAGUAUGAUUGCAGCUUUGGGCUUGAUGGAAAAUAGUUCGGUUGUUUUGGUUGCUAGUAUGCUUAUUUCACCUUUAAUGGGACCAAUUUUGGCAGGAACUUUUGGAGCUGUUAUACAAGAUAAAUCUCUUAGAAAUCUUGGAAUAAAAACUGAAAUCGUCGGUCUUGUUUUAUGCCUUCUGUUUGGUUUUGUAUUUGGAUUAAUUUGUGCAAACUUCAGCAGUAAAUGGGGACAAGGUGAUUGGCCCACAACCGAAAUGGCGGCGAGAGGACAAGGAAGAUCUUUAUGGGUAGGAGCUCUCAUAGCUUUACCAUCGGGAGCAGGAGUGGCCCUCUCUGUAUUAGGUGGUAAUGCUGGAUCAUUGGUAGGUGUGGCAAUAUCUGCAUCGUUGUUACCACCAGCCGUAAAUGCUGGAUUACUUUGGGCCGUGUCUGCCGUGAAAGUUCAGAGGUCAAUGACAGAAUUUCCUAUUCUUUUUAAAAAGGAUAACAUUUCAAGAAUGAUAAAGCCAUCGUUGAUCCCCCCAGAAGGAUAUCACGUGGAAUAUUUUGAUACCAUGGAGAAAGAAUGCGCCGUUUUAGGCGUUGUUAGCCUACUACUUACUUUAGUAAAUAUAUUAUGCAUUUUCUUGAUGGCUGUCUUAGUUUUAAAGAUAAAAGAAGUCGCACCCAAAACAGCCGCUCCUCAAACGUCGAGAUUUUGGAAAGAGGAUCUAAAAAUAGCGCGUGAUUAUAAUAAAACUAUAUCAAAGUCAGAAGGGAGAGAAUUAGGAAAGGAGUUUUUGGACGAAUGGGCGAAUUUAAGUGGAUUCGAUACAACCGAUCUCAGACCAAGAAUAUCGCAAUAUAACGCUCUUAGAAAUAUUGUUAACGAUGUGGAACUUGAUCCCGUAUAUCAAACGGUUAUGAGAAGUAUGCCUUCUAGGCCAUUGUCUCAACGGUUGAGCACCAUUCCAGAAAGAGAUAAAAGAAGUACUUGGGACCCAGAAAUGGGAGCUGAUCCGACUUACGCUAUGACAGUGGCUGCCUCUAAUCUACGCCGUCAUACGUAUUUAUCAUUCGAAAAUGAAGAAAAACCAAAAUUUAAACCUACUAAAUUAGAAAAUGGACUGUCUAGUAAAACUGUAAUUGAUGUAGCUACCGAUCCAGAAUUAAGAGGAAUACAGUUAAGACGAACACAACCUUCAAGAAAUAAUCGCUUCAGUGAACUGUUAAGACAAUCUCUGUGGCCAUCCUCGAGUGCUCCCAGAUUUCGAGUUACUCCUGUGGAAGAAGGACAAUCUCAAGAUUCGAGGCAAAGGCCAGGUUCUACAGUAAAUAUACAGAGGGAAUCCAGUUCAAAGUUCAAGCACCCUUUCUCAUUGCAAAAUAGAGAAGUAGAGAGACCAUCUUGGGAUUCGUGUGUUAUUCAGUUAAACGAAAGUAAAAAGGAUGAUCUAAAAAAAGUUCCUUUGGAUGAGGAUGAUGAAGAUGCUCCUUUAGCACAGUUAUUAAAACAAUGCCUGGACAAACUAGAAAUUCAAGAUGCAGUAUGGAGUACCAACAAAGAAAACACUUAUCACCAGAUUUAUUUUCCUUGCGGCCCCGGGAUAAGAUCAGAUUAUGUGCUAAGAACAUUAAUGGAGAAAGGAAUUGGUGUACGUUCUGGAUCUACAAUUGGAGUUGUUCCUUGCGCUGUCUUUUAUCGAGACGAAGAUUUAGAUUCAGAUGAAGCAAUUUCUUCGGAUGAAGAACCAGAAACAGUUGUUCCUUGCGCUGUCUUUUAUCGAGACGAAGAUUUAGAUUCAGAUGAAGCAAUUUCUUCGGAUGAAGAACCAGAAACACCCGAUCCAGUUAAAACUGAUCGCAAGGCAAUGCACGGAUUUAAGGCUAUGCAAAAAGAGUUCUUAAAAUCAGUAACUGCCAGACUGACUGUUGCUCAGGAUUCGUGUGUUAUUCAGUUAAACGAAAGUAAAAAGGAUGAUCUAAAAAAAGUUCCUUUGGAUGAGGAUGAUGAAGAUGCUCCUUUAGCACAGGCACACAUCGGAUUAUUACGAUAUAGUCUAAUGUUACAUAACCACGGAUUAAAUACUAUAUGUCGAGAGUUAAAUGUUAAAUUACCAGGUAUGACGAGAAGUCUUUGGGUUGGUGUCUUAGUAGCCCUCCCUUCGGGUGCUGGAGUUGCAUUAUCUGUUUUAGGAGGAAAUUCGUCGUCUCUCGUCGGUGUUGCUAUUUCUGCUUCUUUACUUCCUCCUACUGUUAAUUGUGGAUUAUUAUGGGGUUUGAGUUUCAUUAAAACUAUGAAAUCGCUGAAGGAAGAAACUAUUACAUUCUUUGGAGACGGUUUUAAUAUUACAACUCAACCAUCUUUAGUCCCUCCAAUCAACUAUAUUCCUACAUAUUAUAAUGUAAUGAAUAAAGAAUGCGUUGUAUUAGGAAUCCUUAGUUUCAUGUUAACUGUAGUUAACAUCGCUUGCAUUCUUGUAGCAGCUUAUGUGGUUUUAAAGAUUAAAGAAGUCGCACCUCACACAAGCGUACCGAAAACAUCAAGAUUUUGGAAACACGAUAUUAAGGUGGCUAGAGAUUAUAAUAGAACAUUUGGAAAUAACGAAGGAGAAGAAAUGGGAAAACAAUUCCUUCAAGAAUGGGCUAGUCUUACGGGUGUAGAUCCGAAAGAAAUAUUAAGCGAUACACAAGAAGCUCGAUUAAAACAGCUACAAACAUUGAGAGAUAUUAUAGAGGAUGUGGAAGCAGAUGAUGUAUAUCAGUCAGUCAUAAGAUGCAUGCCUUCAACUUCAGCCGAACCAGGAACAAAUCCAUUGGAUCUUGCAAAUUUGCAACGUUCGGGAUCAUUUCCUAACGAAGCUCAAAUUCCAGCUGUUUGGGACGUAAACUUUGUACCAGAUCCAUCUUCAGACAAAAACAAACCGAGAAGAAAAAGCUUGAUGCAAACAAUAUUACCUUCUGGAGAUUCAAAAGCGGAACCACCAAAAAGAAGAAAAUGUAGCAAAGUUCCAAGCUUUAAAUCUGAUCCUAUGGAAGAACGAGGUGAAUCAGAGAAUGUGCCCGGUUUGCCAUCGGUAACAGAACGAAAUCGCAUGUUAAGACGUUCUCUACAAUAUUCGGAUAGCCCUUUCACUCUUUGGCCAUCUCAAAACCGUAGAAAAUCAAUGGCUCCACGUUUCGAAGUCAUACCAGUUGAAGAUAUAGCAAGAAUGAGGCGUCGUAGUAGAUGCCCGAGUAGAGACCAAACUACAAAAUUCUAAUUAUAUAUGUACAGUUCACAUACUUCACUACGGCGGCAUUUAUUUUGAGUUUACGCAUUACUGACUUAUAUUAAGAAAAAAAAGAAAAAAAAAACAUACCUUUUAAUCAAGGAAUAUUUACAACAAUCUUAUAAUCAUUAGUUGAAAAUAACCUUAUCUUCUCACAUUUAGUUAAAAUUGCUUAUAUUUUAAUAGUAAACAUUUGACCUAUUUCAUAAGUAAUGCUUUUUAAAAUAAUCAUUUAUAAAAUCAUAUUCAUUAAAAUCAUAAUUUUGGAUUCUGUAUCAUUAUCAUAAAAAGUUAUUUUAACCAUUAAAAUAUUCAUUCUUUUCAUAAUACGAUUAGUAACGUUAUAUAAUAAUUUAACAGCACUGUUGACUCUUGAUAUAAUGAACUAAUUUGAGGGAGCGAUGGUUCGUUAAUGCCAAUUGUUCAUUGUAUUCAAUGUUCUGAUCCAUUACAUAACGAAUUUUACACGAAAUAUAA